AUGGCGACGCACAAGAGAGUCGUCGUAUUUUGUAUUGCUUUUAAUUUUUCGAAUUUGUUGUUAUUGCUCAGUACGUUCUCAGUGAUACUGGGAGAUAUACAAAACAAUGAUAAUGUUGAGCCAGUUGUUAUUGAUCAUCUUGGUGUGGAUGAAGACCUGCUAGAAGAUCAUGAUAGUCAGUAUCCAUCAUCUACAGUUCUAGAGAAUGAACUCACUGGAGAUAUUGUAGACGAUGAUACCACUAAGGAUGUAUGUCAUGCCAGUGAUAUCAUAAGUGAAGUAGGAUUGAAUGAUUCAGAAAUUAUACCAAGUAAUAAUGUCACCAAAGAGAUGGAAGACGAUGAUAACGAUGAGGGGGUAUGUUUUGCAACGAAUCAUACAGAAGAAAAUAAACCCAGAUUCCAGUGUACCAAAGUUGAACUUGCCGAAAAUGAAACGGCCGCUGUAAAAAUAGUGAACAACACAGAACUCUUUCAGACGUUGAAUAGACUGAAUACGUCUGAAGGGCCGUGUGCUAUUGUUUUAUUCUAUGCGCCAUGGUGUAGAUUCAGUGCAGCAGUUGCACCACAUGUGAAUGCUGUUGGGAGAGCAUAUCCAAUGUUACAUGUACUAGCAGUGGAUGCUAUACAAUUUAGUGGUUUGAAUGCUAGAUUUGGUACUGUGGCUGUACCCAAUCUCAUUCUAUUCCACAAUGGUAAACCAGUUGCAAGAUACAAUCAAACAGAAAGAACAUUUGAACAGUUUAAAUCAUUUAUCAAGAACCAUACAGGAAUUGAUGCAGAUGCUACGGUUGAAGUAACAGAUGAGGACUACCUCGGACCAUUACCCAGCGUACCCACAGUUGAACCAGACUAUUUCCUGUGGUUUUCAACCUUAUUUGUCAUUGCCUUUAUUUGCUAUUUAUUCAAACAAAAAUUUGGAGACCGAAUCAUGGAGCGUGUGAGGACUUGGGCAGAGAUUCAUGAACAUUUAGAUUGAGAUGUAAAAUUGGUCACUUUGUUGGAGACUGUGAAAUAUGCAAUAAUUACUGAGAACUC
This is a messenger RNA of Saccoglossus kowalevskii, 1037 nucleotides long. RefSeq names its product thioredoxin domain-containing protein 15-like. Gene Ontology annotation, cellular component: cilium. NCBI's taxonomy places the organism in Eukaryota, Metazoa, Hemichordata, Enteropneusta, Harrimaniidae. Gene Ontology annotation, biological process: cilium assembly. The record is from RefSeq and is a predicted model, not a curated record.